Molecule: messenger RNA, 2484 nt
Organism: Hippocampus comes (tiger tail seahorse)
Lineage: Eukaryota; Metazoa; Chordata; Actinopteri; Syngnathiformes; Syngnathidae
Gene: hdac9b
Product: histone deacetylase 9b
Exons: 11
Coding region: 517-2400 (627 amino acids)
Source: RefSeq, a predicted model, not a curated record
AGACAUGCCUUCUGGCAGGAGCUGUAGAAGACAGCUGUGUUUGGUGUGGUAUUUUUAAACGCAUCAAUGCUGCUCCAAUCCCCGCGCCUCUCCUGACCUAUUUUUAGCCAGGGCUGGCUAUUGUUCUAUUUCUGUCACCUGUGGGCCACGCAGUUGUUGAUUCACAUGCAAAUGAGGCUCACUCCCUCCCCAGCUUGCAUCGCAGCCUGCGUGAGGUGCUCAGUCCGCAGUACGCACGACUUUGCCAAGCAACUCUGCUUAACAUUUGCAGGCUCUCCUCCGACACGUUACUGAGAAGAGAAGGCAGGCAUAGGCAGGGAGGUUGACACUGUGUUAGUGUUUGGGUGCCGGCUGAAGGCAAACCGCCCAGCAGAGAGUGUGCACGCUUUGCAGUGAGAGUGGUUGCCUCGGAGGAGGAGGCGGAGGCAGGCUGUUGUGGCGCUCGCUCCCCCGGGUGGCCGAAGGGGUGGCUCUCUUGGUGACGGCGUGCGAUGAGACCCGAGUGCUAAGUGGAGUAUGCUGCAGACGAUUUACGAGGGCGAGUCAAGUUUCUCCACAACAGACGGCCACGUUGGAGCCCAGCCGCUCCCCAAUCACAGCAGGAUGCACAACGUGAAUAGCUCAGUCGAGAUUAAGUCAGACGUACCACUGGUUGUGGAACCCGUAUCUCCGCUAGACCUGCGCACAGAUCUGAGGAUGCUGGGGCCAGGCUCGGACCCGGGACUAUGGGAGAGGCAGCUGCAGCAGGAGCUACUGCUCAUCCAAAAGCAGCAGCAGAUCCAAAAGCAGCUGCUCAUCAGUGAGUUCCAGAAGCAGCAUGAGAAGUUGACCCGUCAGCAUCAGGCUCAGCUCCAGGAGCACCUCAAGCUCCAACAGGAGCUCCACGUGAUGAAACAGCAGCAGGAACUUGCAGCGAAGGAACUCCGUCUGGAGCAGCUACAGCAGCAGAACCAGCAGCACCAACACAACCAGCAGGAGAAAGAGCAGGAGAGGCACCGGCGAGAGCUGCACAUUUCCAGCUUGAGUCUAAGGGCAAAAGAGCGCUCCAGAGAGAGUCUCACAGGUGCAGUGGCCAGUACAGAGGUGAAACAGAAACUCCAAGAGUUUCUGUUGAGCAAAUCAGCAAAGGACCCUGCCAGUAAUGGCGGCACUCAUUCAUUCAUCCACCACCCCAAGCUCUGGUACAGGUCCUCCCAUCAUACCUCUCUGGACCAAAGCUCUCCACCUCUGGGCGGCAUGUCCCCGACAUGCCAUUACACUCUGCCAUCACCCGUUGAUGGCAAGGACGACUUCCCCUUGAGGAAAACAGCUUCCGAGCCCAAUCUGAAGGUGCGUUCCAGACUGAAACAGAAAGUAGCUGAGAGGCGGAGCAGCCCCAUGCUCAAGAGAAAAGAUGGCAACCUCAUGACACCUUACAAGAAGAGGGCACUGGAGCUAAUGGACUCUACACCCACAAAAAGUGCCCCUGGCUCGGGCCCCAGCUCUCCCAUCGGGGCGUCCAGUGCCUUGGGAGCAGAAAAUGGACCCUCCUCUUUGCCUACCACCACAAAAACGGAGCGAUGGCCUUCACAGCCAAGGUUAUUCCGACCAGAGAGCUCCGUGUCCGUGUUGAGUUUAUACACAUCUCCAUCCCUCCCCAAUAUCUCCUUUGGCCUUCCGACUGCGUCUUCACCUAUUAGCGCGGCAGUAGGCCUGAAGGACAGAUCAAUAGAGAGCAAGCAUGGACUGCCAGGGCAUCUCCUGGGUCCUGUUCCUCUUCAGAAUGGUCUGGAGUCCAAAGUGAGCCCCAGUCACCAGGCUCUGCUCCAACACCUCCUCCAGAAGGAGCAAAUGAGGCAGCAGAAGAUGCUUUCCACCGGCUCCUUGCCAUCCCACCCUCCAUCCCCUCUGGCCAUGAAGGAUCGCGCGUCCAGCAGUCGCCCAAAAUUACCCAAACAUCGGCCCUUGAACAGAACCCAGUCAGCGCCACUGCCCCAGAACACGCUGGCGCAACUUGUCAUCCAGCAGCAACACCAGCACUUCCUGGAGAAACAGAAACAAUACCAACAGCAGGUCCAUAUAAAUAAGCUGCUGUCCAAGUCCAUUGAGCAGUUACGUCAGCCUAGCACGCACCUGCAGGAGUCCGAGGAGGAGCAGGAGGAGCUUCCGCACCAAGAGCUGCCGGAGCGCAUGCAGGAGGACAGGCUGCCCCCCGGAGGAGUCAUCCGGAAGCACACGCUGGGCAGCUGCAGCAGCAGCAGCAGCAGCGGCGGCUCCAGCGUGGAGCUCCCCGACACACACUAUGGGGUCAUCAAGGUGAAGGAGGAACCCCCGGAUAGCGAGGAUGAGGGCUUGGAGGUGGCGAGGAGCACCUAUCUUCACCAGGUCAAAGGGAGGCUGGUGAUACGAGCCAUGAUCUGAGGAUUACGGGGAGCACGUCGUACACUCCAACAUUCGCAGAGAAACAAACAGCACAUCCCUGUAGUGUACACACACACGCACACA